AUGGGGGAGGUGGAGCCGGGGCCCGCGGGCCCGCUGGAGCCCCCGGAGCCGCCCGAGGCGCCCACGAGCCGCCAGCCAGGAGGGAUCCGGGUCCUGAAGAGAAAUAUGAAACGUAAUGGAAGCAGAAAUUGCUUAACUAGGAGAAAUAGGUUUGGUUCUCGAGAAAGAGACUGGCUGAGAGAAGAUGUGAAGAGAGGCUGCGUUUACCUGUAUGGCGCUGAGUCCAGCACUGCCACCGCACCAGCCACUUCCUCCGUCCCUUCCUCCUCCUGCGCUGACUACCAUCUCGUCCUUUGCACAGUGGACACACCAGCGUCAGAAAUAUGUGCUGGAGAAGGCAGAGAAAGUCUUUAUAUACAACUUCACGGAGACUUGGUCAGGAGACUGGAGCCUGCUGAACGACCUCUUCAGAUUGUCCAUGAUUACUUGUCCAGGCUGGGAUUCGAGGACCCCGUGCGCAUACAGGAGGAGGCCAGAAAUCCUGACCUCGGCUGUAUGAUCCGAUUCUAUGGUGAGAAACCAUGCCAGAUGGAUCAUCUGGAUCGUAUCCUGCUGUCUGGUAUCUAUAACGUGCGCAAGGGAAAGACCCAGCUGCAUAAGUGGGCUGAGCGCCUCGUUGUCCUCUGUGGCACCUGCCUUAUUGUUUCCUCAGUGAAGGACUGUCAGACUGGGAAGAUGCACAUUUUGCCUCUGGUUGGGGGAAAGAUAGAAGAAGUGAAGCGCCGGCAGCACUCCCUUGCCUUCAGCUCAGCUGGAGCCCAAGCCCAGACCUAUCACGUCAGCUUCGAGACUCUGGCUGAGUACCAGAGGUGGCAGCGGCAAGCAUCCAAGGUGGUGUCCCAGCGCAUCAGCACUGUGGAUCUUUCCUGCUACAGCCUAGAGGAAGUUCCAGAGCAUCUCUUCUACAGUCAAGAUAUCACCUACCUCAACUUGCGACACAACUUCAUGCACUCUGAAAGGCCAGGGGGCCUCGACACACUCUACAGAUUCUCUCAACUGAAGGGCCUGAACUUGUCUCAUAAUAAACUUGGACUAUUUCCUGUAUCGUUGUGUGAGAUCUCUACUCUGACUGAGCUCAACCUUUCCUGUAAUGGAUUUUAUGACCUGCCAAGUCAGAUUGGUAAUCUGCUAAACCUUCAAACCCUCUGUCUUGAUGGUAACUUUCUGACAACUUUACCUGAAGAAUUAGGAAAUCUGCAACAACUCUCCUCCCUGGGCCUCUCCUUCAACAACUUCAGUCAGAUACCUGAGGUUUAUGAGAAACUCACUGUGGUAGAUAAAAUUGUUAUGGCAGGAAAUUGCCUGCAAGUCCUAAGCCUAGGAGUACUGAACAGGAUGAGCCGUGUCAAGCAUGUGGAUUUAAGGAUGAAUCAUUUGAAAACAGUGGUUGUUGAAAAUCUGGAGGGAAAUAAACAUAUCACUUCCAUGGAUUUGCGGGACAAUCAGCUGACAGAUUUGGAUCUUAGCUCCUUGUGUAGCUUGGAGCAGCUGCAUUGUGAGCGGAACCAGCUGAGGGAGCUGACACUGAGUGGAUUCUCCCUUCGAGCUCUCUAUGCCAAUUCCAACAAGCUGACAGCAGUGAGCGUCUAUCCAGUUCCUAGCCUGCUCACUACCCUGGAGCUGUCCCGAAACUUGCUAGAGUGUGUCCCUGACUGGGCCUGCGACGCAAAGAAGAUAGAAAUAAUAGAUGUGAGUUACAACCUUCUCACAGAGGUUCCCGUGAGAAUUCUGAGUAGCUUGAGUCUGAGGAAGUUGAUGAUGGGACACAAUCAUGUUCAGACCCUUCCAGCGCUGGUGGAGCACAUCCCUCUUGAGGUACUGGAUGUGCAGCAUAAUGGACUCAGCAGGCUGCCAGAUACACUCUUCUCCAGGGCUUUAAACCUCAGAUACUUGAAUGGGUCCGCAAAUAGUCUGGAGUGUUUGCCGUCUGCGUGUGCUGCUGGGGAGAGUUUGAGUGUGCUGCAGCUGCUUUACCUGACCAACAAUCGCCUGACUGACCAGUGCAUACCUGUGCUGGUGGGGUUCCCGCACCUGCGAGUCCUGCACCUGGCCAACAACCAGCUGCAGACCUUUCCUGCGAGCAAACUAAAUAAAUUGGAGCAGUUGGAGGAACUGAACCUGAGUGGCAACAAGCUUAAGACAAUUCCCACAACUAUAGCAAACUGCAAAAGGCUGCACACUCUGGUUGCACACUCCAACAACAUCAGCAUUUUCCCAGAGAUUCUGCAGUUGCCUCAGAUCCAGUUUGUAGAUCUAAGUUGCAAUGACUUGACAGAAAUCCUGAUUCCAGAGGCUCUGCCCGCUACGUUACAGGACCUUGACCUCACUGGAAACACGAAUCUGGUUCUGGAACACAAGACACUAGACAUAUUUAGUCAUAUCACAACACUGAAAAUUGAUCAGAAACCUUUACCAGCCACAGAUUCUACAGUUACAUCAACCUUCUGGAGCCACGGACUGGCUGAGAUGGCAGGACAGAGGAACAAGCUGUGUGUGUCUGCCCUGGCUGUGGAGAGCUUCGCAGAGGGCGUGGGCGCUGUGUAUGGCAUGUUUGACGGGGACAGGAACGAGGAGCUCCCCCGCCUGCUGCAGUGCACGAUGGCAGAUGUGCUUUUGGAGGAAGUACAGCAGUCAGCCAAUGACACAGUUUUCAUGGUGAACACCUUCUUGGUAUCUCACAGGAAACUAGGAAUGGCUGGGCAGAAGCUGGGCUCCUCUGCUCUCCUGUGCUGCAUCCGUCCUGACACUGUCGAUCCCGCAAACAGCUUUACCUUGACUGUGGCCAACGUUGGCACCUGCCGAGCAGUCCUGUGCCGGGGCGGGAAGCCGGUGCCCCUGUCCAAAGUCUUCAGCCUGGAACAGGAUCCAGAGGAGGCACAAAGAGUGAAGGACCAAAAAGCCAUCAUAACAGAGGACAACAAAGUGAAUGGGGUAACUUGCUGUACCCGGAUGCUGGGCUGCACAUACCUCUACCCUUGGAUCCUCCCCAAGCCCCACGUUUCUUCUACUCCUCUCACCAUUCAAGAUGAGUUGCUGAUUCUGGGAAACAAAGCCUUGUGGGAACACCUGUCAUACACAGAAGCUGUCAACGCGGUGCGUCAUGUGCAAGACCCACUAGCAGCAGCCAAGAAGCUGUGCACGUUAGCACAGAGCUAUGGGUGCCAGGACAAUGUGGGGGCAAUCGUAGUUUAUCUGAACAUUGGUGAGGAAGGCUGCACUUGUGAGAUGAAUGGACUCACGCUCCCAGGUCCUGUGGGGUUUGCUUCCAGCAGCACAGCUAAGGACGGCCCCAAGCCAACCACCCCUUCGUCCAGUAGUGGCAUCGCCUCAGAGUUCAGCAGUGAGACGUCCACCUCAGAGGUGAGCAGUGAGGUAGGCUCCACUGCUUCUGAUGAGCAUAACACCGUGGGCCUGGACGCUGGCUUGCUUCCCAGGCCAGAGAGGCGCUGCAGCCUCCAUCCGGCAGCCCCCUCUGGGGUGUUCCAGCGGCAGCCUUCCUGUGCCACCUUCUCCAGUAAUCAUUCUGACAAUGGCCUAGACAGUGAUGAUGACCAGCCGGUCGAAGGGGUCAUAACAAAUGGCAGCAAGCUGGAAGUGGAAGUGGAUAUCCACUGCUGCAGAGGGAGGGACCUUGAGAACGCUCCUACGCUCCGAGACAACUCUCCCACUCCCUGUCCCGAGGAACCUGCUAGAAGCUUGUGUUUUGGGAUCCGCAGACAGAACAGUGUGAACAGUGGAAUCCUCCUCCCAGUGAGCAAGGACAAGAUGGAGUUACAAAAGUCCCCCUCCACUUCCUGUCUCUAUGGAAAGAAACUCUCCAAUGGUUCCAUUGUGCCCCUAGAAGACAGCCUGAACCUCAUUGAGGUUGCCACAGAAGUACCCAAGAGGAAAACUGGCUAUUUUGCUGCUCCGACUCAGCUGGAGCCAGAAGAUCAACUUGUUGUACCUCGUGACCUGGAGGAAGAAGUGAAGGAGCAGAUGAAACAGCAUCAGGAGGGCAGACCCGAGCCCGAGCCCAGCGAGGAGGAUCGGACUGAGCCCCCGGAGGAGUUUGACACUGCGCUGUGAUACGAUGCUGCCCCUGGAGUGGGCAGGUGUGAGAGGAGGCUUGUGGGGUUGGGGUGGGGACCCUUCCAGAGGCAUUUGGCCUCUGCGUUGCUAAACCAUAGACACGUGAGGUAGAACUCAGAGCCAAAGGUGAGUACUGUCAGGGUCUGGCCCCAGAUAAGCCAGUUGUCGCCUUCAGUGUUGAGUUUCUGCUUCUGCCUGCGAUGGAAUUCCCAGGGUUGCCAGGCAGAGGGCGAUGUUGCCCCGUGUCAGUCCUGCCACCUGCCAUUAACCCUUUCUCGCCUAAGAAGGAUUUCUGAGGACUUGCCUGUCUGGGCAGGGAGGGGGUAUUUCUGUGGAGGAAGUGACUGAAGAUUGAUUCCCUUUACCGAUUGCUGCUGAUGGGUCUCUGCCCAGAGAAAAUCACCUUGUCUCACAGACUAGCAGGGGUGUGAUGUGACUCGUCACAUGCUUUUCAUUCUUCUCUACGAGAAUACAACCUAUCAAAAUGAUGCUUAUUGGAAAUGUAGAACCAAUCAAACAGAUAAUUUAUGUAUGUAAUGUAAUGAGAGCACUUUUCAUUGUGAACUUUUAUUUUUGAAUCUGCAUUCGAGCCAAUCUUUGAGGCAGCCCGGCACCUCUGUGCAAAAGCAGAGAGAUCCCGGGUGUUGGAGCCUUUUUUGAGGGUACGAGGAAGGGGCUGAGGGAACUGACUUCACUCCUGGAUGUUAGACUGUGAACACACAUGAGGAACCUGAGGUCGUAGCAACUUUGGGGGAUGAAGAUAGGGAAGGAGUGAGCACAAAGAAUGCUUUCCCCCAAAUCAGGAAAAGACAAAUGUGACACCUGCCAGGAGCUUCCCAGCUCUCAGGGAGGCACUUGGGGGUUGACUUCCUCCCCUGACACGCGCAAGAGUUGGCAGAAGGCCCCCUUGCCGACAGGGCGGAGGCUGACACUGCUGACGUCAAGGUCACCUUGAAUUACAGCAAAUGACUGACACAGACGGACGCCAAAUGAGCACAGAUGAGUGGAUGCAUCUCCCAAGUUAGACUUGUUCCCACUGUCACUGUAAAGCAGAUGGGGGUGGGGGCAGUUUCCAGAAUGUUGGAAAUAAACCAAGAGCUUACGUGUAAUGUUAUACGGCGCACUCUUCCAAAAACUGCUUAUUCACCUUGUGUGGUUCCAGGGUACCAGGCUCAAUGCCAGGAUAUCGCACAUUCCAUGUAACCCUAGCAAAGCCUAGUUCCUUCUCUAUUUUUGCCACUUUUUCACUUAGAAGAUUUACUUAGGAAAAUUAAUUAGUAUUUAUUUACAUUGCUUGAUUUUACCCAUUGGGAAAUGUGCUUUGAAUUUUUGAAUAUUCACAAUUAAGAAAAUAGAGUGGAACCCUUUUUUUUUUUUAUCUGUUUCAUCAGAAACAAAAUGUUAACGAUAGAGUUGAAUUAUAUGCCUUUUGUUUUUGGGAAGGGUCUGCCAAGGGCAGUGGUCAAGAACCAAGUGACCCAUCCACAAACACCAUGUGUCUUCUCGUGCGGAAGCGCUGUGCCUCGCAGCGUGUGGCAGUGGGAUGCCUGGGGGAAGCUGCACCGCUGCCACAGUCUAAUAUUAGACCUCUCAAGACUCCCAUCUGGAGUUUCCAAAUUGUCAGGCACACUUGACUUGCCUGUGUCAAAACUACUGGUCAGCUACUGAAAAUAUUUAGAACUCAGGUCUUUGCUUUGAAAUACGGAGCAGAGUGGCUCAAACAUAGAUUAGGUGCUGUUAGAAAUGGGAAUAGUAGUGUGUUGCCACCUUAUUUUUAUAUGGGAGAAUAGGGGGGAAAUGAAAAAAUAAAUUUUUAAGAAGAAAGAAAAUGAAGGAAAAACCCUGAUGGUGAUGGGUGAGACAUCUUCCUCCACAGAUAGCACAACCUGUGGAUUGUAGAAUAGUGAGAUUGUCUAAAAGUAGAAAUUAUUUUGGGAACAUACCACAUUAAUAAUAUAGUCUUAUAAAAAAAUUUAUCCAAUACCUGUGAAUCCUUUUGUUGUCUUCUGUUUUCCACCCUGCUCAUUGGCACCACUUCAAAAGCCAGGUCCUAAAUGACCUUGACAAAAGGAAAUGCAUUAACUUUUUAGAUAGCAGAAUUCUAACAUUCCCGGUGUUUUUGGUGUGGUAGAGUGAUUUUUAGGAAUCAGUAGGUUGUGCUAAAAUGCUUUAAGAUAGGCCAAAGCAAAUUGAUUAUGUUUUGCAGUCUCCUUUAAUUCAUAACCUACAGUUGCUCUGUGUUAAAGGGUAAAAAGGCCAUAGUCCGUGACCAAAAUCUCUGAUGUAAAACACGCGUGUGACCUAGGACCAAGGGGGUGCUCUCUGAGUAGGCUGCAUUGGUGGGAGGCAGUCAUCUGUCCCCAGGUGAAUGUAACCACUUCUUAGGGCUUCAUCCCAGGGGCUGGGUCCCCCAUGUGGGCCAAGGAGGGCCUCUGCGCGAUGCUCAGGGUUCUGUGUGUACCUCCCAUUUCACAAGGGAGUUUUAGCAAAUGCCUGAAAGAACUGUCCUGAUCAGAGGAGCAGUUGAGCAGUACCAUGGGAGAAAGAAAACUGCUCGUCUUGGCAGCCUUGAGACUUACUUUGGAUUGGGAAUCUAUUCGAAAAUGUGAAUGUGGUAUGGCAGAACUACAGUGUUACUACAAAGUCAAGUCAUUGAAUUCCGCUGCUGAUACAAGGGAGGGUUUUAAUACACCGCUGCCAAGAGUGUGUGUGUGUGUGUGUGUGUGUGUGCAAUAAGUUGGUAGACUCAUGUUCCUAAUGUAUUUAAGAGCCAACACGAGCAGCUGGUAACACUGGGUGCUAUUACAACUGCCUGCACUGCGUGCUGUUUUCCAGGAGAUGGAGCCAGUUAGGUUUGGUCGAUUCACCGAAUAUCAAACACUGCUCUUCUUCCCACCUAGACCUUCCCUGCAAGCAGGUACUGGGUAGCCACAGGCUUACCUUCUUUUUCUCUUCAGUAAUUAUCAAUGAAGAGAUCUCCUUAAGGGAGCACUUGGCUGUUAUCGAUAAAAGAAUUAGUCUCCAAGCCAUUUGGUGAUGUCUGGCAGCAUCACUGUAGAACUAUCUUGUCACUUUUUACUUCCCUCUGGGUGGAGCCUCCUGGCCUCCCCAGUCAUGGCAACAAGGUCAUCUUUUCUCUGCAGUCGGUGACUCUGCCCCUACUCGGGUAAGUAGUUCCUCAGUGGAGAAAAGCAGCUGCGGUCAUGUCCCUCGUCUGCUGAUCGACCACCCAUGAGCUCCUUAAUCCCACUCACUCCUCCCAGACGCUGUAGGGUUUUCUCUCACUGUUGCCAAUGAUGUCAUCCAGACAGUGCGCUCAUAUCUUAUGGUUUUGUGCAAUCAUUGUUGUAUUGUAGUCCUAAGACUCAUUAUUAUAGUGUAUUUUUGAUAUUUUUGAAAUGUGUUAAAUUUUUUAAUUCAAUAAUACGAGCCAGAGCAUGUUGCAGCAAAUCUAUUAUUUGUAAAAAAUAACAAUAAUAAUAAUAAAUAAAAUAAAA
This is a messenger RNA of Ochotona curzoniae (black-lipped pika), 7568 nucleotides long. It is a transcript of the gene PHLPP2, whose product is annotated as PH domain and leucine rich repeat protein phosphatase 2. Lineage: Eukaryota; Metazoa; Chordata; Mammalia; Lagomorpha; Ochotonidae. The record is from RefSeq and is a predicted model, not a curated record. The coding region runs from base 1 to 4068 and encodes 1355 amino acids. Gene Ontology annotation, molecular function: protein binding. The transcript has 19 exons.